GUUGUCAAGAUUUAUUGGAGUAUAAAUGUUCACAUUGUGGGUGGCUAAGGAAAAGGAGAACGCUGUCAUUAUUUUCAUGGCCUCAAGCAUAUGUUGUACUGUAUGAUGGAUGUCUUUAUUAUUUUAAGAAUGAGAAGGCACGGGAAUCAGCUGGCAAAUUCUCCUUGUAUGGCUAUAAUGCUGUUUACAGAGCCAGUGAAAUCCCUCAGAAGGAUGCCACAUGGUGCCUUAAAAUUGUUCACUCACAUAAAGAAUUUAAAACCUACUAUUUCUCUGCCUCAUCUGAACAAGAGAUGAAAGUUUGGAUGAGCAAGAUCAAGCUUGAAAUGUUGCAUGCUAACGGAAAAAGUGCCUUGUAUGGGAGAAAUUUACAGCAUGUGAAAGAGGAGAAACCUGAUAAAACACUAGACGAUCCGUCAUUUUAUCAAAAUAUUGAGGAGAACAUUUAUGAUGAUUCUACAAAGUUCAUCCCUGAACAAGAUUAUCAAAAGAAAUGCAGUAUUAAAAGAAUUAAUGAAGACUCGGAUGAUGAAGAAAUAGAGACAAGUUCAGCGAUAAAUGAUCGACCUCCUCAACCACUUCCGAAGGGAAAAGACCCUUAUAUGAUCUCUAGUGACCUUGAACUGCCGAUAAUAGAACAACCACCUAUCCCUCCUUUAUCUAAGCCUCCGACAAAACCAUCUAGAGUUAUAGGUGCUGAUUCUAAACCCCCUAACACACCUCCUAGAGGUCAUAAAGUUCUACCAUCUCCUGUUGAACCCGACAGCAAAAAGAUCACUGACCCAACAACAGAUAUAAGUGGUGCAAGCCAAAUACCGAAGAUCAAAACGGCAUUAAGGGUGGAUGAGUCAAGCCCAAAGAAAACCCCCCUUGUACCUCCACAAAAGUCUCCAAAGCCAGGAAGAAAUCAAAAAAGAAGGUCAAUAAGUGAUGAAAUUGUACACAAUGCAUUGGGGUAUGCAGAAGUUAAACUUACUCCUGGUCAAAAUGGAACUGGGGGCUCAUACGAGAAGACAGACGGACCUGGGAACAAAUCUCCAGUGGUAGGAAGAAGGGGCAUGUUUUCUAUAGUGCCUGAAGGUUCUGGUGGGGGCUCCACUGGUAGUGAUGACCAGCAUUCUGAUAUGGAAGAAGAAUGGGCAGAUAUUUAUUUCAAUGAUGACAAACAGAAAGCUAAUGAGAUAUUACAAAGUAUUGGUGAGAGUGGGGUAUAUCUAGUACGACCAGAAAACAAUGGCUUCGGAAUGGUUUUGGUUGUCUAUGUAACUGAUCAUUGCAGGAAAUAUAGAAUCAUGGAAGAGAAUGGGGAAUAUUUCAUUCAUAGAGAGGACUUUAGAGACAAAUCAGUGGAAUGUCUUAUAAAGCAUUACUAUCAGAACAGCUUACCAACUAUGAGUCUUAUGCUGAAAAUGCCUUAUAAACAUCAUCGUGUAUAUAAAAGUAUGAAUUCGUGAUGAGGAUAAUUCAACAUUAUACAUGUAACGUGUGCUUAAAAACAUGAAAGUCCAGCUGACAUAGAGGAAUUAACAGUAUAUAAUAUAUACUGUGUGUAAAUACAUGAGAAUCCUGAGAUUCAUCCAUCAACAUGACACUCCAUGUGUAUAAAAACAUGAUUUCCUAACAGAUAAUCAACUUUAUACUGCCGUGUAAAAAACAUAAAUAUCUCAUAUUGAUUAAUCAACAUGACACUCCAUAAAUCCUAAUUCUAAUAAUAACACAUAAACAAAUAAAUUAAGAGAAAUUAACUGCGGCCACUCUAAUAGGAUACUUUUAGCCUUUUAGCGUUCUGCUUAGUCAUCUGAUAAGAUCAUAUGUUCAUCACAUUAACCCUAGGUGGUCUAGUGCAGUAGAAUCAACUUUAUACUGUGUGUAAAAACAUAAAUAUCUCAUAUUGAUAAAUCAACAUGACACUCCAUGUGUGUAUAAAAACAUGAAUUCCUGACUUAAGCUUUGUAUGAAAAUAUGAACACCUGAUUGAAAAAUCAACAUUAAAUUAAAAAGUGUAUAUAUAAACAUAAAUUAAAAUCGCCAUUAUGUACAUUAAACUGUAAAUAAUAGCAUAAAUUCCUGACAUGAAUCUACAUUUGAUUGUAAAAAAAAAUGCAAAUUUCUGAAAUGUACAUAAUGAAUAAUCAAUAUAAAACAUCACAAAACAUUUUAACCAUUUUUUCAAACAGGAAACAGUGAUAAUAUUGGAAAUUGUUGGCAGACAUUUUAACACUGCCUUCUGUGUGCAUCUCCUGCAUCUAUCUUAAUUUACAUGUAUAGAGGAGAGUACUUUAAGGAAUUUCUCCUUUAAUUUCAAACUAUCUCUUAGAGAACUUUUCAGUAUUGUUAUCAAGUGCUCUGUUGCUUUUUGUUAGAGUCUGUCAUUUGAUUAUUUUUUUAGCAGUUUUUGUUCACAUGCAUGUAUGUAAUAUAUUAAGUUAUACGCUUCAGUCUUCAAAGUAGCAUUUUCUACAGAUUUUAUCCAUUUGGCGGUCAUUUGCAAAUUUAUAAGAAUUUAUGAUUGGAUAUUAUUUUCUAGCACAAUUAAUUACCCCAUUGAUUUUUAUUCACAUACUGAAGUGUGCUGAACUUUUUUUACACUGU
Ruditapes philippinarum (Manila clam) is the source of this 2592-nucleotide messenger RNA. RefSeq names its product SH3 domain-binding protein 2-like. NCBI's taxonomy places the organism in Eukaryota, Metazoa, Mollusca, Bivalvia, Venerida, Veneridae. Gene Ontology annotation, molecular function: SH3 domain binding. The record is from RefSeq and is a predicted model, not a curated record. Gene Ontology annotation, biological process: signal transduction.